AUGCUUGCUAUGGAUUCUUUGAAUGGAUACAGAUUAGAACCCAAAUGGGAAAUUGAUCCUCAGCUUCUCUUUGUUGGCCCAAAGAUUGGUGAAGGAGCUCAUGCUAAAGUCUAUGAAGGAAAGUACAAGAACCAGACAGUUGCUAUAAAGAUAAUUCACAGAGGAGAAACACCAGAAGAGAUUGCAAAGAGAGAUUCAAGAUUCCUGAGAGAAGUAGAAAUGCUCUCACGUGUUCAACACAAGAACUUGGUCAAGUUCAUUGGUGCUUGCAAGGAGCCUGUGAUGGUGAUAGUUACAGAGCUUCUUCAAGGCGGUACGCUGCGUAAAUAUCUCUUAAACUUGCGACCCGCUUGUUUGGAGACUCGUUUAGCCAUCGGUUUCGCUCUCGACAUUGCUCGUGGCAUGGAAUGCUUGCAUUCCCAUGGGAUCAUUCACCGUGAUCUCAAACCAGAGAAUUUGCUUUUAACUGCAGACCACAAAACAGUAAAACUAGCAGAUUUUGGAUUAGCAAGAGAAGAGUCACUCACUGAGAUGAUGACUGCUGAGACCGGAACAUACCGAUGGAUGGCGCCUGAGUUGUACAGCACGGUUACACUUCGGUUAGGAGAGAAGAAGCAUUACAAUCAUAAAGUCGACGCAUACAGCUUCGCAAUCGUUCUCUGGGAGCUUUUACACAAUAAACUUCCUUUUGAAGGAAUGUCAAACCUCCAAGCAGCAUAUGCAGCAGCCUUUAAAAAUGUGAGACCGAGUGCUGAGAGCUUACCAGAGGAUUUAGGGGAUAUUGUAACAUCUUGCUGGAAUGAGGAUCCGAAUGCUCGGCCAAACUUCACUCAGAUCAUUCAGUUACUACUUAGCUAUCUCUCCAAGGUUGGAUCUCCGGUGUCCGCGAUUCCGCAACGGAUUCUUGCGUCUAAGAACACGUUGCUGCCGCCGGAUUCUCCUGGGACUAGCUCUUUGAUGGCUACAAAGCUUGAUGAAUGUGGGGAAACACCAAAGGCUAAAAAUGAAGACAAAAGAAAAGGUUUGUUUUUCUGCUUCAAUCAAUGUUAUUGA
This is a messenger RNA of Microthlaspi erraticum, 1053 nucleotides long. The record is from the annotation of a GenBank genome assembly. NCBI's taxonomy places the organism in Eukaryota, Viridiplantae, Streptophyta, Magnoliopsida, Brassicales, Brassicaceae.